AUAAUAAUAAUAAUAACAACAAAUAGAUAAUGCGCAUCCGUCAUGGUGUCGUCCCGACAAAUCGUUGUGUGUAAACUGCUGUAAACGCAUAUGUGAAAGCGUCACUCGGCAGCCAGAAAUCGUCGGAAAAAGUUUCCGAUUGCGCCUACUUUUGGUGGAUGUUUGUUUGCGUCAUUCGUUGUUGUGGUGUUUAGAAAUUAGAAAAGCACAACUUCAUUAAAAAUAAUUUGACUAUGUCAGAUUCAGAUAACGAGAAAAGUGACUCAGGAUCUGAAUAUUCUGAAGCAGAAACCCCUCCUACGCCAGGCAACUAUGUUAAUGAAGACAGCAAACGAACGAUUCCCAAGGAAAAUCAAGAUGAAAAAAUUGACGAGGAAGAAAAGUUGGAAGAAGCGAUUUUAAACGAAGAUAAUGGCCAAAUUCCUGAGAAUGAUCAUAAGGACACCACCUGUACAGUAGGACUAUCUGACUUAUCUCAUGAUGAAAUUAGAGAUGAGAGAUCUGAAGAUGAAAUGGAAAAUAAAAAAGUUCAAAUAGAUCUGGAACAAACUGCAGCAAAGAUUUCUGAUGAUGAAGACAACAUGCAAAAAUCAUUUGCUAGUGAUAAUAAUGACAUCAAUGAUAAUGUAAAAGACAUACAGAAUGACAAGUGUGAAGGUGAAGAAGCACCAAGUAUAGCAAAAGAAAAUCAGCUUGAUGAUGAUAAUCAAAGCUUAAAGGAUGUUAUUGAACCACAAAGCAAAAUGAAAAAAACCAUUGAAAAUACAAAUUCUUCAUCUCUUGAUGUAACCGAAGAUCCAAAAUCACUAGACUUAGAAAUUGAUGAAGCUAAUACAACCAAGCUUCAAGACCAUGAGAAGGAAGAACAAGUUUUGAAGAAUGAUACUUUGGAGGAAAAUGAUUUGUUGAAUCUCACCGAGAUUAGUGAUUUUUCUAUGCAAUUGACUGGUGAUGAAGAAGCAAUUGUGGAGGAUAUUUUGCAAAAUGCUGGCGAUGACAUUCUUCUUCCUGAAGGUAGCAAACAAGGAAAUGUAUCUCACAAAACGCCUAAAGAUGAUAAUGACAUUGAAGAAUCAACUGGUGUUGCCGGGGAACUUAUUAAUGAUAUUUUUGGAUCAAGUGAUGAAGAUGAUGAAGAUUUUCAGGGGUUUGAAGAUGAUGAACUUCGUGGUUCCACUAAAAUGAAGAAAAAAUCUAAAACGAAACCUGAGAAAAAAGGAGAUGUAAUGUCUGACGAGGAAGAUGACGAGAAAAAACAAAAGCCUGAAGAAGAAAUAAAAGCAGUUGAAGAACCUAUGACUGUACCUCCACCUGAAGACAGUGAUGAUGAUGUACUAGAAGAGUCAAGUCAAGCAUUUGUCUCAGAUUUUGAUUUGAUGAUGGAAAAAAAACGAGAGGAGAAUAGAAAAGCACGAAGAAGAAGAAAGGAUUGCGAUAUAAUCAACGACAACGAUGAUUUUGUGGCUAAUAUAAUAAAAACCAUGAAAGAAGCUGCUGAAGAAGAUAGAUUAGCCAACGAAGCGCGUCAGGCUGCAACAAAGAAACUUAAAAUGUUGCCAACUAUCCUCAGACAUAUGUUGAAAAUAGAUUUGAUGGUUAUAUUCGUGGAAAGCAAUGUUCUCCCUGUUUUAAAGGAAUGGAUAAGUCCCCUUCCAGAUGGAUCAUUACCUCAUUUACAAAUACGGGAAGGGAUCCUAAACAUUUUAGAGCAGCUUCCCCCAGUGGACAGUGGAACGCUUAAAGUCAGUGGAAUUGGUAAAGCUGUUAUGUAUUUAUUCAGACAUCCCAAAGAGACAAGGAAGAACAAGCAACGAGCGGGGAAAAUCAUCAGUGAAUGGUCAAGACCUAUAUUUGGAGUGACCGCAAAUUUCAAGUCAAUGUCACGUGAAGAAAGAGAGGAAAGAGAUUAUGCUAAUAUGUCGAAACGGAGAAGAUUAAGUAGAGAUGGUGUAGAUGGAGGAAAGACUCCCAAAAGAAUUGAAAACGCUAUUAAAUCUGAUUCAAAGAGUUUGCGUCCUGGUGAUAAAGGUUGGUGUAUGCGUGCCCGGGUUCCAGCUCCUUCUAAUAAAGAUUACGUUGUUCGACCCAAGAGCAAUAUUGAACCUGUCGAUUUUUCUAAGACAUCCAAGAAAACAUUAAAUCGUUUUGAGAAACAGAAAAGAAAGUUGAACGAGAAAAAAGCAGUUUCUCGACAACGUGCCGUCGACAUCAGUCUUGAAGGAAGGAAAAUGGCUUUAUAGUAUGAUUAGAAGUUAACACGAGAGAACUAAAUUGGAAGAAAUGAAUUAUUCUCAUUUCGUAUACAUAGCUGUGUUUCUUGGUGCUUAAAAAUUUUACGCCAGAAAAAGCCUUUUCGUCGAUAGAAAAUCGAUUUAGAUAGUGUUAUGAAUAAGUAUUAAAACCUACGUAAAUGUGUACACCGGUGUUUAGAAAAAGCAAGCCUCGCCACAUAACUAGCACACUUUGAACAUUUCUUGCUACUUCAAUAAGUUUACAUACCUUUUUUUAUUAAAAAGAAUGAUUCUUAUCUUAAUAUGUAAAAUAUUGUCGAUGCAUAUAAAAUUAACAAACAUAUUAAACUCCGACAAAUCGUAAUGCAAA
Messenger RNA from Xenia sp. Carnegie-2017, 2601 nucleotides. Its product is annotated as protein IWS1 homolog. Gene Ontology annotation, biological process: poly(A)+ mRNA export from nucleus. Gene Ontology annotation, cellular component: nucleus. Bases 234 to 2240 code for a protein of 668 amino acids. The record is from RefSeq and is a predicted model, not a curated record. NCBI's taxonomy places the organism in Eukaryota, Metazoa, Cnidaria, Anthozoa, Malacalcyonacea, Xeniidae. The transcript is spliced from 16 exons.